This is a messenger RNA of Anastrepha ludens (Mexican fruit fly), 2439 nucleotides long. RefSeq names its product ras-like GTP-binding protein RhoL (gene RhoL). The coding region runs from base 718 to 1275 and encodes 185 amino acids. Lineage: Eukaryota; Metazoa; Arthropoda; Insecta; Diptera; Tephritidae. The record is from RefSeq and is a predicted model, not a curated record. Gene Ontology annotation, molecular function: GTPase activity; GTP binding. Gene Ontology annotation, biological process: small GTPase-mediated signal transduction. The transcript is spliced from 4 exons.
CGCUGUUCAUUCGAGUAGUUGAGUACGUGGAGAUCAGUUCAGUUUGGUUCGGUACGGUUUUGUGAAUUUCAACUUUGCGGCAAAACGACGUACAAACAACAACGAAAACAAAAACGAGCAAAAAUCACUAUAAAACAAGACGUGCGGGUGUAAAAAGUGUUCGAUAAGAAACUACAUUCACACAAGCAUUCAUGUGAACGAUACAGCGGGGUGCGAAUAAAACGAAAAGUGUUUGGCUAGUCGAAUUGGUGCUAGUGUGAGUGCGCAUGUUUUUAGUUUUCAAAGCAGCUGACGUGCAAAACAUACAUAAAUAAGUAAAAAAAGAAUGAUUUAAUAAAUAAAUAAAACAAAUAAAAUUUGUUAAAAUUCAAGUGUUCGAUAAGCCGUACGUACACCAAAGCAAAUCAAAGUCAAGAAAAGAGUAAAGCAAAUGCGAGCAGCCAAUUGAGAGGAAGCGGCGGUCAGCAGCGAAUAAAAUUUAUCGAGAAUCGUACAAAUUGAAACGUUGGAGAAAUAUUGUUUGCUUAUUAUUUGAGUUUUUAAUCAAGAGCGCACCUGUGUUGUUGUAAAAGCAAUACAAUACAACGAAAUUUUCACAAACCGGUGCAAUACAUUUUCCGACAAUCGCAUACAGCAACAGCCGCAACAAAACAAGAAAAGGAAUUUCAAAGACCAAAGUGAAAUAUAAGUAGCAAUCGUAACAUCAACAACAACAGUAUGGCGAGAAGUUUACGUCCCCUUAAGAUCACAAUCGUCGGCGACGGUAUGGUGGGCAAGACCUGCCUACUCAUUACAUACACACAAAACGAAUUCCCCGAAGAAUACAUACCCACGGUCUUCGAUAAUCACGCCUGCAACAUUACGGUCGAUGGCAAUGAAUACAAUCUGACACUAUGGGAUACAGCCGGGCAAGAGGAUUACGAGCGUCUGCGUCCGCUGAGUUAUCCAAAUACGAAUUGUUUCUUGCUUUGCUAUUCCAUAAGCAGUCGCACAUCUUUUGAGAAUAUCAAAAGUAAAUGGUGGCCCGAGAUACGGCACUUCUCUAAUAAUGUGCCUGUUGUGUUGGUCGGCACCAAACUGGAUUUGCGAGUGCCGAAUUCGGAAAAGUUUGUGACGACAAGUGAAGGACGUCGCCUGCGAAAGGAAAUUCAUGCGCAUUCCUUGGUGGAGUGUUCGGCCAAAAAGAAGAUCGCUCUGAAUCAAGUUUUCGAGGAAGCAGUAAGGGCGGUGGAGAAGAAACCGAGCACUAAACCCAAGCAAUGCACGUUGCUGUAAGGAGUAUGGCGAGGAGUGGCGCAACAGAAAUUUGCAAGAAGAAGAGCAACAAAAACUAAACGAAAAAUCGUAUACGAGUACUACAAUUACUCUAUUUACUGCUAGCAAUGUAUUUAUUUGAUGUGCAUUUCAUGCGCCUGAAAGGCGACUACUUUCUGCAAGCAGUGAUGGAAAUGCUUAGUAGAUGAGUUUGUGUCAGUUUUUGGAGUUUGUUGACGGCAUGCAGGGGAGGUUGGUUGAGUUAGCAGUACAUUGGGGCGGGUAGAGAGAACUUUGAGUUCUUUCGCUUUGUUUUUUUAUUGUAUUCUUUUUAUUAAAUAUUGUAAAAUAUUUCAUGUGAAAAUACAAUUGAUUUAUUUUUACUAUUAGUCUUUUAAGUGCAUGCAGUUAUAUACGCAAAUAUAUUUAUUUUGUAAAGAAAAAAUAUGUAAAUCUUGAAGAGUAUAAAAAAAAGUGCGCAGAACGUAAUAUUUCAAAUAAAAAGCUGUAUAAUCCAUACAAGUAAAUAAAAAGUUACACAAAAAUUAAAAGAAUUAAUGUUUUAAAACACAUACAUACAUACGUGCAUACAGCUAUGUACAGAGAAAUAAUAAAUGGCAUACAUGUAAUAAAUAUUUAAUAUCAAAGUAUAAUUUGUUUUGCAUUUUUUUAUUACUUUGUCACAUACACAAAGGUUAAUUUUACUUUAAGGGCCCAUAAAUACAAAUAAAAUACAGUUAAGUGUACUUUUGUUUCAAAAUAAUUUUUUACUGAAUAUUUAGCUCUAGUCUCACGACACGCUCUAACUCAUAUUUUCAACGUGUCAAUGCAUAAAAAGUCGUAAAACUUCCACAGAGCCUUUUUUCGAAGACUCAAAUGGGCGACUCAUCAUCAAAUAUUCGAAUUGUUCGUUGAGAGAGGACCUCGCUGCUCAAGACUGAGUAGGCGUCUAAAGUAGCACCCGAGCUUCUGCAUUAGUCAUUCACCUUAAUUGCGCAAUUAAGAAAUUUAGAUGAUUAAGGACCUAAUUGAACUCAAUUAAUAAAUUGUGCAACUAAGCCAGAUUUUCAAAGCAACCUUGUGAAAAUUGUUCAAUGUGAAAACGAAAUGUCAGGCAAAAAUAAAUUAAAAAACAACUAAUGUAACACAAAAUUGAUGUACACUAAACAAAAUAAAAAAUUAUGA